Molecule: messenger RNA, 4214 nt
Organism: Periophthalmus magnuspinnatus
Lineage: Eukaryota; Metazoa; Chordata; Actinopteri; Gobiiformes; Gobiidae
Gene: mboat7
Product: membrane bound O-acyltransferase domain containing 7
Exons: 9
Coding region: 162-1580 (472 amino acids)
Biological process (GO): phosphatidylinositol biosynthetic process; lipid modification
Cellular component (GO): membrane; mitochondria-associated endoplasmic reticulum membrane contact site
Molecular function (GO): lysophospholipid acyltransferase activity
Source: RefSeq, a predicted model, not a curated record
CCCCACAGCGCGGAGUAGUGGAUCAGUCAUCGCGUCUGUACCAGAAGUGAAAGGAAGACAGAGGAGGAGCAGUGGUUAUGGUCCGAUUUCUUCAAUACGAGGCGUAUCUAGAAGUUUUUACAACGCUGCAAAGAUACACAGCUUAAUAUUAAAGUUUAGAGAUGUCACCAGAGGAAUUGGUUUACCUGGGGAUACUCACUGCCUCCAUUCCUGUUGGAUUUCUAUUUCGCUUUCUCAGUCCUCCGGUAAAACAGGGGGCAGCACUCCUCCUCGGCCUCUCUAUUACGAUUGCCACCUGUAAUGUUCACACACUCCACUCUCUGGUGACUGUGAUCGGGACAUGGGUCAUAGUCAGGAGCAGCUGGAGACAUGCUCCGGCUCUGAGUUUGGCCUGGACCUUCCUCUACCUCCUGUUCUUUCGGCUGGUCACAUGGUUCAACCUGCCCCCGCCCACACCGUACGCCAAUGCUGUUCAACUGCUCCUCACUCUCAAGAUGGUGAGUCUUGCCAAUGAAGUCAACAGUUUUCACACUGAGAAGAAAAAGGAUGUGAGCUCCUUUAACAAAUCAUCUGUGGUCGGGGGUUUGUCCCAUGAACCGUCGCUCUACGAUGUUCUGUCCUAUAGCUACUGUUAUGUAGGCAUAAUGACGGGUCCAUUCUUCCGGUUCCAAACAUUCAUGGACUGGUUGCAGCAGCCGGAGCCUCAGUCUCUGCCCGGGUCAGUGCCGUGUCUGCAGAGGCUGAAGUUUGUUCCCGUUUUUGGAGCUCUGUUUGUGGCUGUGAACUCUGUGUUUCCCCUGGCCUAUGUCCGCACGGAGGAGUUUCUCGAUCAAAACUUUUUCUUCAGGUUUUUCUACAUGAUCGUUGUCUUCUUUGUUUUCCGAAUGCGUUUCUAUGCUGCGUGGUGUGGGGCGGAGGCGAGUUGCAUCAGUGCAGGUCUCGGCUGUUACCCAGAAAAGGCCUUGUGCAAACCUGGAGGAGGCCCCACUGUGAACUACUGCCCCGAUCCCAGCGCUGAGGAAAAGUACGACUUCAAAACCAUCCAGAACAUCGACUGCUACAACACAGACUUCUGCGUCAAAGUGCGUCACGGGAUGCGCUACUGGAACAUGACAGUGCAGUGGUGGCUCCAUCACUACAUCUACCCCAACGCCCCCUUCAAGUCCUACACACUCAGGGCGGGCUGGACUAUGUUUAUCAGCGCGUAUUGGCACGGGCUCCAUGCCGGGUACUACCUCUCGUUCCUCACAAUCCCCCUGUGCAUUGCUGCGGAGUCGGCCAUGGAGGCGUCUGUGAGAUCCAAACUAGGUCCUCAAGGACAAAGCGUGUUCGACUGGAUCCACUGGUUUUUGAAGAUGAGGGCUUAUGACUAUAUGUGCAUGGGGUUUGUGCUGCUAAAGGCUGAAGACACAAUCAAUUACUGGAUUUCCAUAUAUUUCAUCAUGCAUGUUAUCGCAGUCUUGUGUAUUAUAGUGGGAAAACUCCUGAAAAGUGGUAAAAGGGAACCAAAAAGACAAGAGGAGGUUAAGAAAGAUGUUGUGACAGAUCAAACUGAGAAAACCAGUGAGAAAAAGGACUGAAUGAAUGUAACUGUUUAUUUUUAUUGGGAGAUGUGUAGAUAAUGGUCUUUUAGGAUUGUCAUUUCUGCUGAUGGUAAGAUUGAUAAGGUGUAAGACAGUUCUCAAACGCUUCCAUACUAAAAAACAUCCAGGAGCGUAACAAGGAUAUUUUUUUAUUAUUUGUCAGUCCUUAAAAGUUCUAUGUGAUGCUAAACUACAAUUUUAUUACGUUAAAAAGAUGCACUAUGUGACUUUUCUGCUUGUCUCCAUGGAGAAAUUAUUGCUUCGCUUGGAAACUUCCACUGUAUGGCAUUUAACUUAUCUUUACGAAGACAAGCAGGCGACACCACCAGGCCACGUUACAGGUCAGAUCUGUGGAAAGGCAACAAUGCGUCUUUCAAGGCAUUUCUUUACUUGUAAUUGAAUAAAUGCAAGAUGGUAAAGAAGUUUAAAGCCAUACUGUGGAAUAUUCUAGACAAGCAGAUAGCAGACCCCCACCAGAAAGUUAUGCAGUGCACCUUUUAAAAUCAAUCAUAUUAUUAUUAUUUCCCUGCACUGAGAAAUCUUCCUCUCCUGAGCUCAAAACUCCUGGUUGUACUUUAUAGGUGUAAGUCUAUGAAGUGCUCCUCUGCUACUGUUUUUAGCCUCAUUUGAGCUGCUUGGCCACUGUAUUAGUUUGCUGGCAAGCUAACCAUGGUAUUUUUCAUGCUCAGAAACUCGUAGGGAGAUAUUUUCUGAUACAGUGCAGUGUAUCUUAAGAUGUAAAGCAUACAAUUAGGAGACCAAAACUUGUUCAAAAAGUCCGAUUAAUGUGUAAUGUUUUCAAACACUCGUCAUGGGCAACUCUUCUGCCUGGACUCGUUUCUGUGUAGACUCUGUACACUUGACUGGGCGACAGGUAUAUCGGAGGAGAGGCACUUGAUUGAAAGGUUUUAAGAAGACUCCCGCAUACUCUCACUCUUGGCUCACUUUUAUUAGUACAGCUUUUCGUUCCCUCACACCUUCCUCAGGUAUUGAGAAAAAUCAGAGGGACUGAAACGCUGUAGUAAUAAAAGUGAACCAAGAGCCAGACGGUGUGCGGGAGCAUUCUUACAGCUCUUCCACCUGCACAAGAAUCAUGCACAAACAAGUUCAAUAUGGACGCCACUGACCUGUCGAGUAAUGUAACUGUGAUCUGUAUGAGCGAUGCACAUACUGUAUUUUUUAUAAUGUCAGAUUUCAGACGAUUACUGUGGUUUACCUGCUGCUGUGUGCCAUUUUCAAUACUCACUCACUGCCAGAACGUUUCAACUGCCAUCAAAGACCAGUCGGGCUUGGACCAAACUCUUUUAUAAAUAGGAUUUGUGAAAGAAAAGUGGGGCAAUUUUUAUGCGUAAUAUCAGGUAAAGGGCCCAUGUUACACUAUUGUCUGAUCCAUGCUAUAAUGCUGUUUCUUCAUCAAAAACAGACCUGGAGUUGUGUUUUGUUUCAUUCACACGUUUAACACACAAACCCUGCAUAUUUAGGUUCUUGAGUUGUUCUCCCAAACUGAAUACACUCUGUUCCACCUUGUGAUGUCAUGGGGUAAUACAGGAAGCGCUCCACUGUGUUUUUAAACUCCAUACACUUUCACUAGAAUCAUUUAGAUCAUUUCAGUCCUGUAAUUGCCGAUCUCUACUGAACUAAAGGUAAAAGGUAGCUCUUGUGAUGAAGCGGUACUAAUAAUAAAAUGCUGAAAUACAUGAAUGAAACAAAACACAACUCAAGGUAUAUUUCUGGAGGUAACAGUAUUAUAACAUGGCUUAAACCUCACAAGAGUCAACUGUGUGCAAUAUAGUACCUUUAAUUGUUCCCUAGGUAAAUUUGUCCUCUUAAUUUGACCCUUCAAUGCCGCUGGAAUCUAUCUGCAAAUCUUAAGCUAGGCCUCAUCAGGACCACCUAUUGUGCAUGUUUUGGGUUGAGUAAACUCACCCAGACACAGGGACAAACAAGCAAAUUACACACUUCUUUCUGUGAGACAAUAUUGCAAGCUACUCAGCCGCCUCUGGGCACAGUUAUAAUUAGAUUUGCGAUUUAUGUUUAAUGUUAUAAUGGGAUUCUCUUCAAAGUUCACAUUUUCAACACGUUCAUAAGAAUUGACAAAAAGACUGAAAUAUUAAGUGACAAACUAAUACAAGAAUCACAUUUCAAAACGUGUUUGUAUAGAUUUAAACCAGAGAGAUCGCAGUUUCUAUGCAGAAUAAGACCUGGUAUUUUGUUUGUGGAAAAAAAUGUCAGCCUUUGCGCUUUGAUCAUUGCACUAACGUAGAUUGUAAUUCCACUUCUAGGCCCUGGGUCAACUCAAACUCUUACCCGCUCCACCCCAAAGCCCCUGAUUAUAUAUUUAGCUAUAUCAUAUACAUUAGGGGUCCUUCUAUAACAACUAAAAUGUACAACUUGCUAAUCUGAACUCGCUCUGAUCUAGUGUCACAAAGAUGUAUUUCUGUAUCAUUCCUCCUUUGGAACAGAACACAUCUGUUUUCAAUGUUGUAACCGGGACGGUCACUGUGUUCAUUUUUGUAAGUUUGUUUAAACUUUACAUAACAUUGUUGUAUAUUGUAUGUAUAACUUUACAUAUAAGAUUCACAUUUUCACGUCUGUAUAAUGCUUUAAAUUAAACGUUUUUACAUAUUUGUC